AUGACAGAGACGGUGAUAGAUAGGAUUUCGGAGGCUAGAGGAGUUGAUUCAUUAGUAUGUGUUGGAGUUGCAAUUAGUGAUGCUAAUCAUAUUGAAGCUGUGUUGAAUGGUUUGCUCAAGGAAUAUACCUCUUUUAUCACAAUAAUCACGGCAAGAUCCAAGUCUGUGUCCAUAGAAAAAUUAGAAGCUUUGCUAAUAGCACAUGAGGAGUUGUUAGAAAAGUGCAAGAAACCAAAUAAUCUUGUGCAAGCACACCUGGCUUACAUUCAAUCAAACUUCUAUCACUCAACAGGUGGUUUUAAUGGAAGAAAAUGUGUCUUUCGUGGCAGAGAUGGUAUAAUUGGCUAUGGUAAUGGAAGAGCUGAAGUUCCGUCACAUUCGUACAAUCUUAGCGUAAAUUUGUCAUACACAAAUAUCUUGGUUCAGAAUGUUGCUGAAUUUGCUACUCCAACAACGCUGCAAGAUCCAGAUUGGUUUCCAAAUUCAAGAGUCACGCACCACAUGACUGCCAAUGCUCACAACUUUGGAAAGAGUCACCAUCGGCAAUGGUUCAGAUUUUCAAAGAGGUCAUACUCCAAGGAACAGUUGAUAAAGGAGAUGAUGUUGUUGCUGCCUUACUAUCUUCAGUACCUAUGUCAGGAAAUAACGACUACUUGUUAUGACAUGUUCGUCUUGGGCAUCCAUCAGUUUCGCUAG
Molecule: messenger RNA, 696 nt
Organism: Arachis duranensis
Lineage: Eukaryota; Viridiplantae; Streptophyta; Magnoliopsida; Fabales; Fabaceae
Exons: 4
Coding region: 1-696 (231 amino acids)
Source: RefSeq, a predicted model, not a curated record